AUGAUCUCUCCAAAUUCAGUACUCGACAAACCCCACCAACUCCAAACCAUACUCUCGGAGAGAGAAAGAGAAUUCUCUCCGGAAAUCGAAAAACCCAGUAGAAUUUCAAAUAAUCUUAAUAAAAAGAAGAAAAGGCUGAGCAAAAGCUUGUCGGAGCUGGAGUUUGAAGAGCUGAAGGGUUUCAUGGAUCUAGGGUUUGUUUUCUCCGAGGAAGACAAGCUUGAUUCGAGUUUGGCUGACAUCAUUCCUGGGCUGCACAAAUUAGGGCAGAAGAAGAAGAUGGAUUGUAAUUUGUCGGAUGAUUAUUAUCAUGAAGAACAUGAAAGAGAAAGGCCUUAUUUGUCUGAAGUUUGGGAGAGAGAAUUAUUAAAGAAAUGGAGAGUUCCUGUAGAUAUUGUGGGUAAUGAGAUUGACAUGAAAGAUAGUCUCAAAUGGUGGGCUCACUCUGUCAUUGCAUCUGCUGUUAGAUGAAUGAAUAUAUUCCUAAUUAUGCCGCUGGAUUUUACAUUUUUUUUUUCUUUUUUACUUCUUAAUUAAUCUUGUGUUUUUUUUAUUUUUUUGUAAAUAGACUUUGUA
This is a messenger RNA of Erythranthe guttata (spotted monkey flower), 576 nucleotides long. RefSeq lists its product as uncharacterized. The record is from RefSeq and is a predicted model, not a curated record. NCBI's taxonomy places the organism in Eukaryota, Viridiplantae, Streptophyta, Magnoliopsida, Lamiales, Phrymaceae.